AUGGCUCCUAAAAACGAGUACAUCUGCAUCAUCCCUGAUAAACCAGGUACACUGGAGACGCGGUUCGCGGUUCGCCCACAACAUCUGGAAAAUAUAAAACCUCUUGUAGAGGCUGGAUUGGUUUUUAUGGGUGGCGCCAUGCUUGAUUCCCACCCUGUGGAAGGUCAAACCCCCCCAGUCAACGGAAGUAUCGUCAUGUAUGUGGGGGAAUCCAAAGACGAGGUUCUGGACCUCAUUAGGAAGGAUAUCUAUACUACGUCUGGAGUGUGGGAUUUGGAUAAAGUGCAGAUUAUCCCGUUUAAAUCUGCUGUGAGGGUGUCGAUGUAG
Molecule: messenger RNA, 327 nt
Organism: Aspergillus tanneri
Lineage: Eukaryota; Fungi; Ascomycota; Eurotiomycetes; Eurotiales; Aspergillaceae
Exons: 4
Coding region: 1-327 (108 amino acids)
Source: RefSeq, a predicted model, not a curated record